CAUGUGAUAGCAUGUGACUUUUACGUCAUCACAGCUACCGGUAGUGCUCUAUUCUAGGCAGGACCGUGUCAGGAGUCACCGGGGAGCUGACCGGGAGCAGAGGGCGCCCCGCAGUCACCAGCCUCUCCUCCGGUCACGGCUCACACCGUGUGUCCGCUCGGUACAACUGUCCGGGCUCCGGGAGGAGCUGCCGUGUGAUCCCUGAGUCACUGCCCGGAUGCCGGCUUGUAAUAUAAACAAUAGGUGCCUGUAGUGUCUUCCUGAGCAGGAACAUCCCCGGUACCGCAACCUCCGUCCUCCCGGUACAGGGCUCCCGGCCUCCUGCGGCAGAUCCGCCACUCACCCUGCAGACUGUGCGUUCUCUAUCCGGUACCGGAGCGUCCAGCCUGCUGUACUAUGAGGAGCUGUCUCACUGGACCUGACUUCAUCAAGGACAUAACCCGUCUGGGAGGAGCAGGAGUCUGACCUAUAGGAUAAAUGUCAUCUGGAACAUCACAACAGUCCUGCUUGGACGUCUGACCCUUAGAUCCUCUGUGAACCCUAGAAGAUCCCACAACAUUGGAUCCCUGAAGGAGAGACAACAAAACGAUUCCCACAACAAACAUUGAAUCAUGAGUAGAUCCCUAUAGUUACAGUGUGACCCUAGAAGAUCCCUAUAGUUACAGUGUGACCCUAGAAGAUCCCUAUAGUUACAGUGUGACCCUAGAAGAUCCCUAUAGUUACAGUGUGACCCUAGAAGAUCCCUAUAGUUACAGUGUGACCCUAGAAGAUCCCUAUAGUUACAGUGUGACCCUAGAAGAUCCCUAUAGUUACAGUGUGACCCUAGAAAGUCACUUUAACUGUAACCCAGGAAGAUCCCUAUAGUUACAGUGUGACCCUAGAAGAUCCCUAUAGUUACAGUGUGACCCUAGAAGAUCCCUAUAGUUACAGUGUGACCCUAGAAGAUCCCUAUAGUUACAGUGUGACCCUAGAAGAUCCCUAUAGUUACAGUGUGACCCUAGAAAGUCACUUUAACUGUAACCCAGGAAGAUCCCUAUAGUUACAGUGUGACCCUAGAAGAUCCCUAUAGUUACAGUGUGACCCUAGAAGAUCCCUAUAGUUACAGUGUGACCCUAGAAAGUCACUUUAACUGUAACCCAGGAAGAUCCCUAUAGUUACAGUGUGACCCUAGAAGAUCCCUAUAGUUACAGUGUGACCCUAGAAGAUCCCUAUAGUUAGUGUGACCCUAGAAGAUCCCUCUAACUGUGUAACCCAGUAAGAUCCCUAUAGUUAGUGUUACCCCAGAAGAUCCCACAACAUUGGAUCCCUGAAGGAGAGACAACAAAACGAUUCCCACAUAAAACAUUGAAUCAUGAGUAGAUCCCUCCAACUGUGUAACCCAAGAAGAUCCAAAUAGUUACUGUGCGACCCCAGAAAAUCCCUUACUAAAGGCGCCAUUUAAAAAGAUCCCUUGUACCAACAGUGUAACCCAAGAAGAUCCAUAUAAUUAGUUUGACACCAGAAGAUCUCUCUUACCCAGACCAUUACUCAAAAAGAUCCCUUGUACCAAUUUGAGAUCCCCCCCAUUGUUAUAGUGUAAAUCCAAAAGAUCCCUUUCACUAGGGAUGAUCCCAUAGUUACAUUGUGACACCAGAAGAUCCCUCUUAAAAAGAAUGUAACUUGGGAGAUCCUUCUUACCAAGUGUGACAUUCGAGAAGAUCCCUCUUGUUACAGUAACUCUGGGCAAUCCCUAUUGUUAUAACGUGACACCAGAAGAUCCCUCUUCCCAGGAGUGUAAAAUGAGAUGAUCCCUAUGUAGAACCCUGAUUCUCAUUACCGAAGAUUCUAGAUCAGAAUAUCCUUUUAUUUGUGACCGGUUCCUUUUGAAUAUAAUUUGAUUUGUAUCAUAUCUUGUGGAAGACAAACCCCCUCCGGCACAUAAAUAUACCCAUUUUUAUUAUGUUAAACCUGGAAUAACCUCUGUAAUUUUCUUUUUGUCACAUCCCCUUUUCUUAGUUGUGGUGGAUGAAUUCACAUACGUCAUUGUUUACAUUGAAUAAGACCGGUCUGGUAGGACGGUCUAGAUGACUUGUUCUUCCUGGUCACACUGGAAUAGCCAACCGGUGACACAUCUGCUGACAUAACAACAGGAGGCAGUAUCUCAGGUGGCAAGAUUUCAACACAUUUGUUUUUACCAGAUGCAAUCUUUGUCUGAUGUGCCACUUAGGAUAUAGGAAACCGAAUCUUUGCUGUACGGCGUUUUAGAUCACCGAUGGGCAUUUGAAUAUUUCUAGGCCUAUUGGCAUUGUUUAGUUUUAAUGGAAAUACUGUGCAAUAAGCCUAAUUCUUUGCACUAGUAAAUAUUUUUAAUAGUCAUUUUUGUUUUGAAACAAUAUUUAGCUCUUCAGUAAAUAUAACCAUAGCCUUUAAGAUUUAAAAAAAGAAGUUUAGGUUUUAGCCUAUAGAUAGAUGAUGAAUAGCCAGGGCCCAUCAGGUGAUAAAGCGAAUAGCCAGGGCCCAUCGGGUGAAAAAGCGAUCAUGACUGCUCUUAUGUGCCAGGAGAACUUUGCGUGUUCUGGAGGCGAAGAAGCCGCGUUCGAGUGUGACGAAUGUAACACGUUACAGUGCCAGCGGUGUGAGGAAGUUCUGCACAAGCAAGAGAGACUUCAGAACCACGAGCGGACACGGAUAUCACCUGGCUACGUCCCCUAUUGCUCCUCUUGUAAAGGGGCAAACAAUGGCAGUGCCACCGGAGCGAGAGCUCGGGCAGCUGUACGGUGUCUCUCUUGCAAAAUCGAUCUCUGUUCUGACUGUCAGAAGCGUACUCAUUCUGGGGGGAACAAACGGAAGCAUCAAGUCACGGUUUACCAAACUAUAAAGAACCCUGAACCUCAGGAAGGUCCAAAGGAGGAUGCGGAGACCCUGAAGAAGAAGAUGACCGAGAAAGUCGCCAGUUUCCUUCUUGUGGAUGAAACGGAGCAGAUUCAGGUGGAAGAUGAAGAGGAUUUCUUGAGAAAACUAGAUUGCAAACCUGAAGAUUUAUUAAAAGUUGUCUCAAUUUUUGGAAACACUGGCGAUGGCAAAUCUCACACUCUCAACCACACGUUCUUCUAUGGACGAGAAGUUUUCAAAACUUCUCCUACCCAAGAAUCCUGCACAGUUGGUGUUUGGGCAGCGUUAGAUCCUGUCCAUAAGGUUGUAGUCAUUGACACAGAAGGACUGCUUGGAGCCACUGUCAACCUGAGUCAGAGAACUCGGUUGCUUCUUAAAGUCUUAGCCAUUUCAGAUCUGGUUAUCUAUAGAACUCAUGCAGAUCGUCUGCACAAUGAUCUGUUCAAGUUCCUCGGUGAUGCCUCUGAAGCCUACUUGAAACAUUUUACUAAAGAGCUGAAAGCUACCACUGCACGCUGUGGUUUAGAUGUGCCGCUUUCAACUUUGGGACCUGGAGUCAUCAUCUUUCAUGAAACUGUACACACCAAACUGUUAGGAUCAGAAAAGGCCUCCGAAAUACCAGAGAAGGUCAUUCAGGACCGCUUCCGUAGGCUUGGUCGUUUCCCAGAAGCCUUCAGCUCCAUACAUUAUAAAGGAACCCGUACCUACAACCCACCCACCGACUUCUCAGGCCUUAGACGUUCAAUCGAGCAGCAGCUGGAAAACAACACUACACGAUCGUCUCGUCAUCCUGGGGUCAUCUACAAAGCUUUAAAGGCAUUGAGCGAUCGCUUUAGUGGUGAAAUACCCGAUGACCAAAUGACACAUAGCUGUUUCUUCCCUGAUGAGUAUUUUACCUGCUCCUGCCUGUGUCUUAGCUGUGGAGCAGGAUGUAAGAACAGUAUGAACCACUGCAAGGAGGGAGUUCCUCAUGACACGUCAAGACGCUGCAGAUACUCGCACCAGUAUGACAACAGAGUGUUUACUUGUAAGGCUUGCUACGAAAGUGGCAGAGAGAUGAAUGUGGUACCCAAAACCUCUGCAUCCACAGACUCCCCUUGGCUCGGCCUUGCCAAGUAUGCCUGGUCUGGAUAUGUAAUUGAGUGUCCAAACUGUGGAGUGAUCUAUCGCAGUCGCCAGUACUGGUUUGGAAAUCAGGAUCCAGUUGAUACUAUUGUGCGCACAGAAAUACAGCAUGUCUGGCCAGAUUCUGAUGGAUUCCUAAAGGAUAACAAUAAUGCGGCACAGCGUCUUCUGGAUGGUGUGAAUUUCAUGGCUCAGUCUGUAACUGAACUAAGUAUUGGACCCACAAAAGCAGUGACCUCAUGGUUGACCGAUCAGAUUGCCCCGGCCUACUGGAAACCUAACUCCCAAAUUCUGGAAUGUACAAAAUGCAAAAUCCCUUUUAAAGAUAAUGACACUAAACAUCAUUGCCGGGCCUGCGGAGAGGGCUUCUGCGACAGCUGCUCAUCUAAAAGCCGUCCAGUGCCUGAACGAGGUUGGGGUCUGUCCCCGGUGCGUGUAUGUGACUGCUGCUAUGACGGUAGAGGAACAAACACUGUUGCUGAUGGCAGUGAAGAUGAUGAAGGAGGUACGGUCAUUGCAAGAAAAGUUGGUGAAGCUGUACAGAACACACUGGGAGCAGUGGCAACGGCUAUUGACAUUCCUUUAGGCCUAAUGAAAGACGCAGCAAGACCUACAUACUGGAUUCCAGACCACGAGAUCACACACUGCUUCAACUGCAAGAAAGACUUUAACAUCAAACUCUCCAAACACCAUUGUCGGGCUUGUGGCCAGGGCUUCUGCGGAGACUGUUCGAGUGAUAAAAGACCAGUACCCUCCCGGGGCUGGGAUCAUCCUGUCCGUGUGUGCGUUACCUGCAAUAAGAAACCUGCUGAUCUAUAACCAUACUUCAUUACCAUAGUUCACAACUCAGUACCUACUCAGGGCUAGAUAAUAAUGGAACCUACCUUCAUCGGUAGGCUUCUUUACCAAUGCAUGCUCUGACCUAUCAGCUGUGGUCUCAUCAUCAUCAUCAUCAUCAUCCUUAUUAUUAAGAUCAUUAUCAUAUUAAGAUGGCACCAAACGUGCUCUGUUUAGGAGACUGAAAAAGCAUAUAUUCUGCACUUUGUAACGUUGGAAUAAAAAUCAACUUCGUACGCACCUUGCUGCUUCACCUUGCUAGGACUUUUUUUUUUUUUGUUCUUUAUUUCUGGAUCUCUUUAGUAUGAAAUCUAAGAUACCUCUCUGCCUACAGGAACAUAUUUUUAUUUCAGCACCAUUUUACUUUAUUUUGACAACACGAUUCUGCUCCUGCCAUAAAAAGAAGAGUUCUAAUACUACUUAAGACUUUGUGUAUGUACGUAUGUAAAUUUAUAUGUGAAAAUCUGAAAAACCUGUUCAUAUUCUUUUUAUUUUUUUUGCAACUUUAAAAAGAUCCCUUAAUAUAAGCUUGGGUCAUUCUGAGUUGCUGUGCACCCAAAUGUUGUGAUUUUGUACGUUCAGCCUACUCUUAAUAUCUCUAAGGAAUUUGGGAAAUAGAAUGCUAAUUAUUUAAGAACCAUAAUAAUUCCCCUAUCUACAUGAUUUUAGAUACUUAAUGUAUUUUUAAGUCCACCAGCCUCCCUGGUGAUCUGGGGUAGUGGAGGGGUUAAUACUUCCUUCCCUGGUGGGCUAGAGUAGUGGAAAGGGUAGGACAUCUCCAGCAAUAUUCUGUCUUUCUGACCGGACAACUGGUUGUGCACUUUGUGUUCAGCUUCCUCUUCCUUUGUAUCAGGAUACAUUCAUAGGAUUGUAUAGCUGUGGUUAAACAGCAAUACAAUUCAACCUAUGGCAGGGUUCACACAGGUUUUCUGUAAACAUAACCUAAAAUUGGCUUCAGCUUUUCAUGUAUAACCCUUUAGGGUACGUUCACACGUACAGGAUCAUGCACAGAUUUGAUGUGCAGGAUUGGAAACGGCAGAUUAGAAGCUGGGUUCAGUCAUUGAGUUUAAAUUGAAAUCUGCAGCAGAAAAUCCUGCGCAUCAAAUCUGCAUAAGUGAGAACGUACCCUUAAGGAAUUACCCUUUAAGGAAACGGGCAGCCUGGGGCUCUUACUUCUAGCUACGCUUAUUGACAAAAAAAAAAUAAUGCACUCCAAAAAUAGAAACUUGAGAUGAGUAAAUGUAAUGAUGAUUACAGCAUUAGAGGAUAAGUGUAUUGGGGAAAAUUAUACAUUUAAAAGGAGGCUCCUAGUACUCCUAGAUACAGGAUGAGAUAUGGUUGGGCAUGGAGGCAUACAGGUCCCUUAUGACAUUUGACAUGUCGCAGCUGGUACUGUAGAUGCUGCACAUUUGUUGGUUGGUGGAAACAUUCCAAGGAAACCCUUGGUGUGUGUGGGUGAGCAUUAUCCUGCUGAAAGACGGCACUUAGUUUUCAUGAGAGGCAGCACACGUGGCCACAGGAUGUCCUGCACAUAUCACUGAGCUGUUAGUGUCCCUCUUAUUGACCUGUCGUAUGCCGUGGCUUCCCAGAUCAUCUCACCAUCAGUGUGCCGUUCAACAGCAACCUCAGGGAUGAAGUGUUUACCAUGAUUCCUGUAUAUUGCAAACCAACCAAUAGAUUCCAAAAAUAACCUGAAUUUGAAGACUAUAUGGUUCUAGAUCCUAGAGAUCUAAGUUUCUUGUUCACUACACCACUGUGGCCUUUUUCUAAGUGACCAUCCUGCUUCUCUCAGUCCAGUGAAGCGCUACCUUUCAACGUCUUUCAACUGGGCAAAACUUCUUUAGGUGUGGGGGUAGAGACAUAUCUAGCAGUCAACAAUCUCUUACCAGGAAGUACAAUAUCCACAAGUAGCCUCUGAAAGCCUAUUUAUAGGACAGCAGGGCACUUUUAUGCUCUCUUGUGGCAAGACUCAGUGUAUAAUUGAUCAUGCCUGUAAUCAUUCAUAUAACUGUCUGCUGAGUUUUGCAGCAAUCCAACACUUCUAUAUGGGUGUGUUAUUUUAUUUUAGUCAAUGAGUGUAUAGGAUGCAAAAAAUGUGAUCAUCUAAUCCAAUAAACAGUAUAUUUUAUAGAUGAAGCUUAAUAUAAAGGUUACUGAACAUUAGUUACAAAAUGGCACAUAUAAAGUUGCCAAUAUUGGCAGAAUGUGCCUAAGACUUUAGCAUGUAUAAUUUACAUAGGCAACAAAAAGUUUAUUCCAUAGCGUUAGCUGACUGACCUGUACAAUCCCUUUUAUUUCAUAGUUAAAAACUGAUGAGAUUCAGUUAUGAAUUUGUUAUAGGAAUUAUUAGGAAUGUCAUCCCUAUGCCUAGGUCACAAGAACCGUCUAUGAAUCCAUCCUUGACUGCUUUAAUUUUUAAGGUGUAACUUUAUCAAUAAUUAUCAAGAAUGUAAUCCUUAAAAAAAUAAAAUAUUUCUCGGGAGCUCUUGAUUGGGGGGGGACACCUUAACAAUGGGUAUAUGCUCUUGCCACUAGGAGGUGCUGACACUAAGGGAAAAAAAGUCUGCUCCUCCCUGGCAGGAUAUACCCGCCCACUGGACGUGAGGUAAUCCGUUUAGCUUAGUGCCAGGAGGAGGCAAGACACAGGUCUGGAGUUCUCCAGACCUGGUCUUCUUUUAUUAUUUUCUAGUAAGGGCUGUUUAUUUAGGUUUUUUCCUCCCUUUUGUUUCUCAUUUUCAAGUGGGGGUUCAGGAGCAUGGUGCUACCUGUUCCCCCAUAUGCGACAAAGGGGCACGGAACAUAAGAGUAUGGGUCGUCAACCCCUUAUCGCCAACAGCCAGCGCCAGGGGUAAUACCCUGGGUCCGGGUCUCCCUAUGGUCCCUGCUCACCCCGUUAUCUUAGCCUGGUAUGAUGCAGGUGAUACCUAGCUGGUUGAAGUCAUCGGUAGGUGAGUUUUGGUGGGUUUGGUAAGUAUUCCCCCCCCCCUCUCCAUUUCUACUUGGGAGCUGAUCUUCAUUCUUUCUAGGGGGCUAUGCUUUCCUCUCCUGGGAGCCCAUACGAGGUUAAUAUUUUUCACUGGGGCCGGGGAUCCAAGAGUCCUCAUUUGGCACUGCACCCGCUACCUUUUCAGAGCUUACCGUGGCUUAUUUGCUGCACCAGUCCUCUCUCAGGUGGCUCACUGGUCUCUCCUCCUCUCGCUGCUGCACAAGUCCCCGUCGGGCGGCACGUCUGCCCGGUGAUACCUAUGGCUCCAGCUGCAGUCCCUGUCUCGAUUUAUGGCAGUACGGACGUCGUCCUUAGUUCCUUCCAGGGCGGCCACGUGCGCUGCUCUCAAAUCUCUCUCCCUCCUGCCAGGAGACAGCGUAGUGCUGUUUCGUUUCGGCCGUUUCCUGGGUGGGGAGGCUGGAACACCGGGGGUAUUUUAAUUAAGGCCGCGGCUUCGGCCUGCACAUAUGGGUGCGAACUCCGCCCGCUCCCCUUCGGCCGGCACGUUUUUAGGGUCCUCCCCCUCCCUCGCUAGCCUGUUGAAUUCUAGCGCACCAGGGGCCACUGACCUCCCUAUCAGUGUGGUGCGCAUGCUGUGGAGAGGUCCCUCUUACCGAGGCAAGCAACUGGUCGCGUGCCUUUAUUCCUGGCAUACACUAAGGACGCCUUUGGGUUUCCUCCUCUGUCAGGUCCGUCGGCCACCCAUCAAGGGGGCGUUCUUGGCGUGUCAUACUAUAUGAUUCUACCCACCAAAGGCUCCCGCAUCCAUGGCUUGUACUCCAGAUCCUCACUUCCAGUGCAAGGUCUCCAUGGCAGGGUCCCUGCGUGAGCAUGGAUUGGACCUAAUAUCGAUAAGCUGCACAAUAGUUUUGCCUGUCUUAUAUCUCACAGCUGCCGCGCCUGGCAUUCCAGUACCCCACUGCUAGCGAGAGUGUCUCCUUGUAUAUUAUGGACCCAUACCAGUAAGCCAGACAGGGGUCUGCAUGGUUUCCUCCACCGCCUGAUGCUCAUUGGUCAACUACCAUACACUAACCCCAACGUGGUUGGAAGUUCAGGUAAUCAACUGCCAAGAUGAAGUUUCGAGUGAGUCACCCCAUGUUGCUUUAUGGGCUCUAUACUAUGCACCACAUACUGGUUCACAGGGUUCCCUACUUUACUAGGUCCCUCUCUACAUGCCUGCUGCUCUCCCGGCUCAUAACCCGCUUUCAGUGUGUGGUUCUGACUGCGAGACCUGGUGUGGCCAUGGUCCCUAUGCCAGAUAGCCAGACUGUGUCUGCAUGGUUUUCUAAUCCACCAGGUCACCCCCCCCCUUUUCCUGCCACUCACGCGGCUGCAGUCUGGGGACUCUCUUUCCAUGUGAAGGUCCAAAACGGAUGUGUCUGUGGGUUUAUUGGAACUUUUAUAUCUGUAAGUUAGACUGUCUCUGCAUUUUUCCUGCCCCACAUACAUCCUCUCCCUCUCUUGCAUCUGCGACAGCAGUCCUGGUGUGUGGCACCAUUAGGAGAUGGGGUGUGGGCGUUUCCUGCAGGUUUUCCUAGAUUUCCAGGUUUUCCUGGAGCCCCCUCCCCCAUGUCUCCAGGUAUCUUCCUGGGUUCCUGUGCAGGGUGGCUCAGGCGUCUGCUCUCGUCUUAAACGUCGACCAGGAUUGCUUCGUUGCGCCCACCUGGUCCAGGGUUUUGCCCUGAUGAGGCCUUCCUUUGGACGCUGUUUAUCGUGUUUUGUGCUUUUUUUUUUUAAAUUGCAUUCAUAGUCUCAUCUUUCUUCUUGCCCAGCGCCUGUGUCCAGGGUUUUGAUCCAUCUGGGGCCACUAUUUGGCUCCUCAUGCAUCGAUAUGUUGUCGCAGGGUUCCUGGGGUUUUUGUUCACCCAGUAUUUUGUCUGUUGCCAUUGAGCAGCAUUUCCCUGCUCCUACAGUGCCUGGCGCAUUUUGACAAUACCCUUUCUACAGGAGGUAUGGGGAUCAGGGAGCUGGGCAUGGUCAGUGCCUGAGUCUCAUCUCACCCACUCCUUGCUUUCCCGUCCCCUGGGGUCCUAUUUCUUUGAGCACUUUCUACUCUACUGCUGCUCACGUAGCCUUGGCACUCUCCUCUGUUGGAGAUGUUCAUGCAUUCUUAUAGGGCCUGUUGUUGGGUCCUGCCAUUGCUCUCCUCCCUCAGUACUUUCUCCCUGAAAGUCUGUGUUCAUUCUUCUCUUGACAGUGUCAGUUGCGCUACACUGACACUUCAGUCUUCAGUCCAUGUGCUCAGGACCUGGGAGUUCUAACUGGGUUCCUUUUUGUUUCUCCAUCCGUUCCCGUGCUGACGGGAUCUGGCUUCGUAAUGCUCCGGUCAGCUUGGACCACUGGGGUCCAAGGCUGGUUGGUCUAUUUGUCUUGGAUUCUAUCCUUGGUUGCUAUGGCGUGCCUUCUUCCCUAGGUCUGCCCUCCUGAUUGUUGGGCCUUAGUGAGACUUGGGGUCUCUGGCAUGUGUAGCGAUCCUGCUCAGACUUCCCUGCAAGCCCAUUUGCGAGGCAAUCUUUCUGUGUCACACUUCCUCUUGUCUCGACAUGACAUUUGGCCACCUGAGCGUUUCGUGGACGUUUGGUUUACUUACUCUCAAGGUGCAAGUCUCCCAGGACCCUCCAUUUCUCUUGUCGGCCGUUCCAGUGUUCCGGGAUGCUCCUUUUCAGGGUUUUCUGCUCCUUUCUUUACCGUUAAUCCCUUUUUGGCCAUUGUUGCUUACUUUCUUUCUCCUCCUUCGGGGUCCAUGUAUCCCAAGAUGGGGGGAGUGUUCCGGUUUUCCAGAUUACACCAGUCGAGCUGUUUUUGCCUCCCGGGUGCUUGCGUUGGGCCCCUGGGACAGGGUUUUUGUGUAUGCAGCUGGUCAGGUCAUUGUUUUUCUGCACCAAGCCUCCCUGGAGCCGCUUUCCAUCUCUCAUUUUUUCCAGUGGUUUUCUGGUCCCCACCUUCUGUGCUCGCCUUCUGCUCGGCGUACGCUGCCUUGGCGUGUUUUCUGCCAUUUUCUUGUUGUGCCCUUUUUCAAUUUUUUUGUUUCCCAUGGACAUCUGGCUUUGUGGUUGAUCUUUUCUUGUCUGUCUAUUUGGACAGUAGGUUUAGAGUAUCUACAAUGGACAGUCCCUUCCCUUUGCGUCCUAGUCCAUAGCUCCAUGGACGGGGGAUCUUCCAGGAGCUCAGUUUCUGGACCUUGGUUGUCUCUGGCCCGGGGUCUCGUCCGCAGACCCUACGGUUGAGUGGGUUCGGUCUCAGGACUGUUUCCCUUUCUCUCUGGUGAUUGUUCUUCCCACCCUUGGGGACUGCUUUGGUACGUCCCAUCAGUAAGGUGUCCCCCAAUGAAGAGCAACCAAGAAAAGGAGAUUUUUUUGUACUCCCCGUAAAAUCUUCUCUUCAUUGGGGGGACACUGCACCCACCCAUUUCCGGUUCUUGUUUUUUUUUUGUCCUGGAUUCUUUUCGGGGUUCUUCGGACACAUUUCUGUUUUGGCUUUUCCUACUGCUUUGUGACAAAACUGAUUACCUCACUUCCAGUGGGCGGGUAUAUCCUGUCAGGGAGGAGCCAACUUUUUUUCCUUAGAGUCAGUGCCUCCUAGUGGCAAGAGCAUAUACCCAUCAGUAAGGUGUCCCCCAAUGAAGGCUAUAUGAGAGUACAAAAAAAUUUCUAUCUGAUAUACCCAAGUUUUAUUAUUUGUAUUGUUGCCUACUCCAAGAAGGGGGAACAUGCAACACAGUAUUGCUUUCUGUUAUGAGUGUUUGAAUUGUUGCUUGAUUUUAAUUUAUUGUCUUCCCUAUGAUAAAAUAUACAGGAAUAGAAACUUAUUUUUAUCUGUAAGUGCCUUUUUGCAAGUCUGUAAAAGAAAAAUGCAUUUUUUUCCCUCCCUCUGUUUUUCAGUGGUACUUCAUAAAGGCGGUAACUGGUUUGUCUUUAUACUUGACUUUAUAGAUUGUCUUUUAUUCCAUCACUUCUAUUGCUGCUGUCUUUUUGAGGCCAGUUUUAGAUAGGGUAUUUUAAAUCCAUAAUGUUAUCUUUCACAGUCUGUGUUAUGGAGCUAUUCACAAAGCCAUAUAAAAUGUGCAUAUUUAAAAAAAAAAAAAAAAAAAAAAAAUACAGCAUGUGCUACUUUUAUCUGUUUAGUGGAUGGAAUACAAUAGUUGAAGUCUAUGGAGAAGGAUUAAAAUAUGCAUGUAUUUGAUUUGUAUUGCAGGUGUAUUUUCACUUAUUUUGUCAUGCACUUAUCAAAGCAUAAUUUAAUGUUCUGUCGACAAGACUCCCAUUAAAAAUACAGAUGAAAUAAUCAUCUGAAGCCAACCUUUCUCCAGAAUCCCCUUCUAGAUCAGUGUUUUCUAACAGUGUGUCUCCAGCUGUUGCAUAACUACAACUUCCAUCAAGCUUUUGGCUGUCCGGACAUUCUAGGAGUUGCAGUAUUGAAGGCACCCUGGUUGGGAAACACUUCUUUAGAGAAGGAACUAUUUGCAGCUCUUUUACACAAAUAUAUAUAUAUAAAA
Messenger RNA from Hyla sarda, 12314 nucleotides. It is a transcript of the gene ZFYVE1, whose product is annotated as zinc finger FYVE-type containing 1. The transcript is spliced from 11 exons. The record is from RefSeq and is a predicted model, not a curated record. Gene Ontology annotation, molecular function: zinc ion binding. The coding region runs from base 2449 to 4815 and encodes 788 amino acids. Lineage: Eukaryota; Metazoa; Chordata; Amphibia; Anura; Hylidae.